Molecule: messenger RNA, 909 nt
Organism: Rotaria sordida
Lineage: Eukaryota; Metazoa; Rotifera; Eurotatoria; Philodinida; Philodinidae
Source: the annotation of a GenBank genome assembly
AUGGCAUUAGACCAAAUUGCUCGAAAUGACUUUUAUCUUCAAAACCAAUUAGGUAGUGGUGCUUUUGGUGUGGUUUACAAAGCAUUAUGGUUAUCAAGAAACUCUACUGUUGCAUGUAAAUGUAUUGAUAUAAACUCAAAUGUGAAUUCAACUGCUAACUCAACAGUACAGACGUUUCUUGCAGAAGUAGCAGGUUAUGCAAUAUGCCGUGGCCCAUUUAUUUUAUCUAUGUAUGGUUGGUCUUAUGAAAACCUAUCACCAAAUCGCUUGCGUCUUUUAAUUAUUAUGGAAUAUAUGCCAAAAGGAAGUUUAACAAAACUUUUACAACAAGAAUAUAAUCGUUUAACAAAUAGAAGAAAAAUUUCAAUUGCUUGUGAUAUAGCAUCAGGUAUGCAUCGCAUUCAUCGGCAUGGUAUGAUUCAUCGUGACAUACGUCCAGACAAUAUUUUGAUUGACAAUAAUUAUAGAGCUAAAAUAGGUGAUAUGGGUAUAUCACAAUCAUAUUAUCCUCAACUUUGCUUUAACAAUUCACCAAUGGGCUGCAUAUCUUAUAUGCCACCUGAAUUUUAUUGUAAUACAUAUAAUCAAACAUUAGAUGUAUUUACAUUUGGUUUAACAUUAAAUCAUUUAUUUACAGGCACAAAUCAUUAUUAUGAUUCAAACGCAAAAACAGUAAUAUUAACACAAAUAAGUCCUAUAUUUCCAAAUUUAAUUCGUUAUUGCUUAAAUCCAAACCCUAAUUAUCGUCCUCCAGCACAACUAAUAGAGCAUAUAUUGUAUGGAUAUCGUUCAUAUUUAGAAUGGAGAAUACAAUUCACUAAUCAAUAUCAUCAUUUAUCCAAAGAACAAAAAGAUUUCUUUUGUCUAUCAGUAUAUAGAGAAAAAAAUUUUGAUAUUAAUUAUCAAUGA